This is a messenger RNA of Cyprinodon variegatus (sheepshead minnow), 4740 nucleotides long. RefSeq names its product ninein like (gene ninl). The transcript has 29 exons. The record is from RefSeq and is a predicted model, not a curated record. Gene Ontology annotation, biological process: regulation of DNA-templated transcription; microtubule anchoring at centrosome. Lineage: Eukaryota; Metazoa; Chordata; Actinopteri; Cyprinodontiformes; Cyprinodontidae. Gene Ontology annotation, molecular function: DNA-binding transcription factor activity; calcium ion binding. Gene Ontology annotation, cellular component: nucleus; centrosome. Bases 168 to 4640 code for a protein of 1490 amino acids.
UUGCAGCUGCAGCGGAUUAAAACGAGCCGUCAUCAGGAGGGGAAAAUCUAACCCAUCUGUUGCCUGGUUGACGUAAAGCGGGUUCGAUCGAUCGGAGCGGCCAUUUUGGUUCAGCUUUCUUCAUUUCCACCUGUCAGAGGUGUGAGGUCACGGCGGGAUGCGUCCCGAUGGACGAGGCGGAGCACAGUCGCUAUGUGGCCCAGCUGAGAGCCGAGUUCGACCGCUGCGACACCACGGCGACGGGCUUCCUGGACCGGGACGAGCUGACGGAGCUGUUCAGGAGGCUGCAGCUGGACGCACAUCUGGAGCUGCUGCUGGACGCGCUGCUGGGAGAGCGUCCCUACGGCAGGGUGAACUUUGAGGAGUUUAAGGACGGCUUUGUGGACGUUCUGUCCCGCUCCCUGGACAUCAGCACCUCUGAGGAGGACAGCAGCUACCUGGAGCCAGCGCUCCCCCAGGAGGUGCAGCCUAAGCUGGUCAAAGGAACCAAACGCUACGGCCGGCGCUCCCGCCCAGAACCCCGGCCCGGUUCUGGUCUCACCGCCAACUCCGGGGAGUCCACCCCAUCCGGAAGCAACGCCGCAGACUCUUCUCCACCCGCCGUCCGCAGAGCCAAGCUCAGGAGGUCCACUUCUCUGGAGAGCCUGGAGGUGAGUCAGAACCACCAGCAGGUCCACCAAUGGCAACGGCAGUCAGCAGCAUGGGUCCAUUUCUGUGACGUUUUCUCUGCAGCAGAUCAGCAGGAGGACGGAGGAGCAGGUCCAGGUGUUCAGACCGCCGUGUGUGAUCCACUGGCUCUGCAGGAUGUGGAUGUUCUGCUCAGGAGGCUGGAUGGCCACCUGGACGGCCAGGCCGGGGUCCAAAGGUUCCGUCAGGGUCUGUGGAGCUCCGCCCCCACGUUAAGCUCCACCCCUCUGAGAUCAGCUAAGAACCAGCAGCUGGUACCGGAGGAGGGCCCGGCCCGCUCGGCGUCCCCCUCCCUGCUGACGGCCACUGUAGGUCCGAGAGUUCUGAGCCGGCUGGACGACGGGUCGGGGAGUACCAGCCCAGAGCGGGUGGCGGCCCUGUGGACGGAGGAGGGGAUCCGGAACAGCUGGGAGAUUCUGCAGACUCUGGACUUCUCCCUGGAGGACCGGCUCAGUCUGGCCGACCUGACCCUGGCUCUGGACAACGAGCUGCUGGUCAGCGGCAACGGCAUCCACCAGGCGGCGCUCAUCUCCUACAGGAGCGAGAUCCAGCACCUGCAGGAGGUGGCGGAGCAGGCCUGCAGGGAGCGGGACAAGCUGAGGGCCGACCUGGAGCUGGCCGACCACAGGAACCUGCAGCUGGUCCGGGAGGUGGACGACCGCCACGCCAGCAUGGAGACGCUCAACGAGAGCAGGAUCAGGGACCUGGAGCAGGACUUCAGGGAGCGGCUGACGGCGCUGCGCUGCCAGGCGGAGCAGGAGAGCGAGGCGCUGCUGCAGCAGGGGGAGCAGGAGUGCAGCGCGCUGCAGGAGGAGCUGCAGCUGCUCAGAGCGCAGGAGGCCGAGCUGCAGGAGGAGCUGGGAAGCGCCGCUCAGGAGAAGCAGCGGGUGGAGGAGGAGCUGGAGGCCACCAAGAUGAAGCUGAGGGACGCUGAAGGUUCUGUGCAGAGAAUGCAGAAGGAAGUGGAACAGCUGCUGAACCAAAAGUUUGGCAGUUUGGACCCGUCCGGCGCCGCUCUGAGCCAUGAGGAACGCUUCUCUGAGAUCCUCAGAGACUACGAGCUGCAGUGCCGGGAGCUGCAGGACAGAAACGAUGAGCUGAGCUCUGAGCUGGAGCUGCUGAGGAGCAGGAAGGGCAUCCAGCCAGCAGGGGGCGCCGCCAGCAGCCUGAGCUGGAGCCAGCAGUACCAGGACUCUGCAAAACCUUCAGCACCUGCUCCUCUUCCUCAGGGGAACUACUAUGAGAGGCAGCUGGACAUGAUGAAGCAGAACAUGGAGGUGGAGAGGAAGGACAUCUCCCAGGCCUUCAAGCUGGAGAUCAGUGAGCUGGAGGAGCAGAAGGUCCAGCUGGAGCAGCAGGUGAAGCAGCUGAAGGAGACGGUGGCCAGACUGCAGGUCCAGGUCCAGCAGGGAGGAGGGAGGAGCGGCGAGGUGGAGCGCAGGAUGCAGCGGGAGCGCGCCGAGCUGGAGCAGAACUACGCCACAGAGAUCAGCAACCUGGUCCAGAAGCUGAGCGGCGAGAAGGAGCAGCUGGAGGCGGAGCUAAAGCUCAGGAUGGACCAGGAGCUGAUGCGCGUCAGGAAGGAGAGCCAGAAUCGACAGGCCGAGGCUCGGCGCCGCCUCCUCCAGGAGAGGAAGAACCUGAAGGAGCAGCUCUGCAGCCUCCAGGAGGCCCAGGCUGGACUGGAGGAGGUUCUGGAAGCUUCCAGGACCAGGUGUUCGGACCUGGAGAACCGGCUGGAGGAGAGCAUCGUCUCCAGGGAUUCUCUAGAGGUUCUGAAAAGACGUCUGGUCUCUGAGAGGAGCUGCAUGCAGGAGGAGCUGCAGCAAGUGAGGGAGGAGGGGGCGGAGCUCCAGCUUCAGGUGGAGCAUCUGAGGGCGGAGCUUAGAGAGCGAAGCUCCUCCCCCACGCUGCAGACAGUCGCCCUCCUCAGGGCUGAGCUGGAGAAGCUUCAGGAGGUUCUGAGGAGCAGAACGGAGUCCAUUUCCAGACUGACGGCUGAACUGGACUCCUUAAAGACGGACCGGGACCGGCUGACCCAGGACCGGGACCGGCUGACCCAGGACCGGGACCGGCUGACCCAGGACCGGGACCGGCUGACCCAGGACCUGAAAGAGCAGGCCGUGGUCGUGGACACGCUGCAGCUCCAGCUGGACCAGAGGAGGAGCACUGAGGCUGCACUGCAGGAGGAGCAGAACCGGGCCUUACAUCUCCGGUCCAGUCUGCUGGAGGAGCAGGAGGAGGUGAGCCGCCUGAACCAGGAGAACAGAACCUACAUGCGUCUGGUGGACCAGCUGUCUGCUCAGAUCGUGGAGAUGGAGGAGGAGAUCUCCUCCCUGAGGGAGCACCUCCGAGGCCUCAGCCAGCAGCUCAACGACACCGCCGACCUGGUUCUGGACCUGCGGCGCCAGCUCAACUCCAGAACCAGCCAGGCGGAGAGGCUGCGGGUGGAGGCUGCAGACGGGACCUCGGAGCAGGUGGUGCUUCUGCAGCGGGCCCUGCAGAACUCUCAGAACCAGCUGAGCAGCACCAAGGAGGACUUUGAGCGCCAGAAGGGGAGGCUGGCCCAGCAGCUGAUGGAGCUGGAGAACCUGGUUCUGGACCUGGAGGACGGGUCCGAGGCGGCCGGUCCUCACAGGACUCAGCUGGAGGAGGUCCGAUCGGAAAACGCAGCUCUGCAGGAACGGCUGAAGGUUCUGCAGCAGGAGGUCCAGAACCUGGAGGACGAGGCUGAGAAGAAAAGGAGGAGGCUGCAGGAGGUGGAACUGGACCGGGAGCGGAGCAGAGAGGAGGAGGAGCGUCUGCACAGAGAGAACUCCAGCUACCGGGAGGAGGUUCUGGAGCUGAGCAGCAGGAACCUGCAGCUCAGCAGCGAGAACGGUGAGCUCAGCAGCCGUCUCCAUGGAGAGCAGGAGUCGGUCCGGAUGCUCCAGGAGCGCCUGGCAACGGUUACUAAGAAGCAAGAGGAGGAGGGAGCUGCAGUGCAGCAGCUGCAGGAGGAGAAGGUGAAGCUGCAGGAGGAGAUGGUGAAGCUGCAGGAGGAGCUGAUCUCCUUCAGGGAGAAGCUGGGCAGCCAAUCACAGCAGGAGGCGGAGCUUAGACGGCUGAUGAUGAAGCUGCAGAAGGUGGAGCAGGAGAAGCAGGAGCUGCAGAGGGAAACAGAGAACCGGACCCAACAGGUGGAGCAGCUGCAGCAGCAGGUGGAGCAGCUGCAGCAGCAGGUGGAGCAGCUGCAGCAGCAGGUGGAGCAGCUGCAGCAGCAGGUGGUGUCUCUGCAGGCGGAGGCAGAGCUGCUGCGCUCCCAGCUGCUCGCCUCCACCCAGGACAAACUAGGCCACGCCCAGGAGGUGACCCAGCUCCACAGGAAGCUGGGUGAGGCGCUCAGUAAGGUGGAGGAGACGCAAGCAGAUGUCAGGAGGCUGAUGGAGGAGAAGGAGGAGCUUCAGCAGAACCUCCAAGAUGAGACCCGGAGACUCCUGGUCCAGAACCAGGAGCUCCGACAGCAGGUCCAGGAAGUUCAGCAGCAGCAGAAGCUCAGGUCCAGAUUAGAAGCGGCGACGGCUCGGGCGCACGCCCAGGACCAGGAGAAGGAGCAGCAGCUGGAGGAGGAGGUGAAGCUGAGGAGAACCCAGCUCAGCAUGAAGCAGGAACAGUUCGACAAGGCCACGGCGGCGCUGCAGCGGCGGGCGGACCAGCUGGAGGUCCAGCUGAAGGCUCUGCGUCUGGUUCUGCAGGACAAGGUCCAGGAGCUGAAGGAGCAGGUGGAGAAGAACGUCCAGAGCAGCGGCCUGCUGAAGGACCUGUACCUGGAGAACGCCCAGCUGAUGAAGGCGCUGCAGGUGACCGAGCGCCGCCAGAAGCAGGCGGAGAAGAAGAACCGCACGCUGGAGGAUAAGGUCGGCGCUCUGAACCAGCUGCUGAAGGAAGUGGUGGCCACCGUCCUCUCCACCUGAGGGCGCCGGCCAAUCAGGAUGGGCGGGUUCUGCUGCCCGACCCAAACCAGCCUUAUUGUUUGUAGAAAAUCUGAUUAUUUCUAAUAAAACUUUUUAAUUA